ACGAUCGGCUGACAGAAUAAAAUAUGCAUAAAUACCGUUAUAUGGGAAAAUAAAGCAGCAGCUACUAUAAUAUGAUGAAGAAAGUAGUCCCUGCCGUCACGGGCAUGUAGGCGAGUCACAGUGUAUAAAUACGCCGGGUUGUCAAACAGUAAAGUUUCUCUGGACCCUCCAUACAAUCUGUCAGCUGAAGACGAACUGGAAAACCCUUCGGCCGUUGGAGAACUGGGGCAGCAAUGAAAUAAAUCAACACCACUAAGGUCAAAAAGACCCAGUGGUCAGCAUCUCAACCAAACGACUCGACAGAUCCGCCUUGAAAUCCCAGACAACCCAAGAGGAAUACAACAGAAACGCAGGAGUACAAGUCACGCUAGGACAUCAGUGACAAUAGAGUUGGGACCUGAAAACAUUGUUACGCAUUUGUCGACGAAAAAAAGACAGCCUGCAACCUGCUGCCCCAGCCUUCAAGGUGCCUUUACCAUGGUGACCCUAAAGGAAUCAUACACUUUACAAUAAGCCAGAGGGGAAACAAACUCCUUGUCACAGUUGCAUUGCCUCACUUUCAGCAUCCUCUGGAUCCCUUUCCUCCCACGACGGCGCUAACCUGGUGCAGCCAUGCAUCUGGAAGUGAAAGUCGCCCUCAACUUCAUCGUGUCCUACCUGUACAACAAGCUGCCUCGGCGUCGAGCUGACCUGUUUGGCGAGGAGCUGGAGAGGAUACUGAUGUCUCGUUUUGAGGGUCACUGGUACCCUGAAGCCCCUCUCAGGGGCUCGGCCUUCCGCUGCAUUCACCUGGGAGCGCCGAGGGACCCCGUGGUGGAGUUGGCUGCCAAGAGAAGUGGACUGGACACCGAGGAAGUGCGCGCGAAUGUCCCUGCGGAGCUCAGUGUGUGGAUUGACCCUUACGAGGUAUCCUACCAGAUCGGAGAGAAGGGGGCAGUGAAGGUUCUCUACCUGGAGGACCCUCCCGGCCUCGGCUGUGACGGCGAGCGGGCCGAGGGGGUGAUCAGAGACGGUAAAGGAGAUGCAGAGGCAGAGGAGGCCAAGAGUCUGGGCUUUAACCCAGACGCUCAGGUGUUUGUGCCAAUCGGGAGCCAGGCGUCCCCUGCCCUCAUGCCGUCGCUCUCCAGCUCUCCCACGCCUCUCUCUGGCCAGCCCUGCCCCGGCCUCUUCAGCUACCCCAGCUCCAGCACGCCCACCGACCCUGCCGCCCACUCCUCAAACACCUCCACCCCUUCUCCUCCCAGCGGCGGGCUGCCCUACCUCUCCGCCCAGCAGCCGCCCUCCGCUCUCGCCACUGCCCGUCCUCAACCCAUCACCUUCACCACCGCCAGCUUCGCCGCCACUAAAUUCGGCUCGACCAAGAUGAAGAAGUGCAGCGUGGCCGGGUCGGCCGCCGGCCCCGGAGCGGUCCUACCUCCUGCCCAGAGGAUGCUCACCCGCUCUCCUACCAACAUCUCGGCGCCGGAGCUGCUCAAGCACAAGCCCCUGUCCCUGUCCUUGCACUCCCUCGGAGGUCCCAUCGCCAGCCAGCUCUCUCCCAACGCCAAAGAGUUUGUCUACCCAGGAUCCCCAGGCCCCCUUUACUUUGAUGCCGACACCCAGCCCAUGCAGCCUCAUGCCAGCCCAUUCCAACCCCCCCACGCUGUCAACACCCAUCCGUCCUUUGACCCCUUCUCCAGCCCUCCCCCUGGCCAGAGCGUGGGCAUCAUCGGCGGCAACGGAGGAAUCUCCUACAUGGAGAAGCCGCCGUUUGUCGAGGGUUUAGGAAGCUACAACCUGCAAUACCCUAGCCAGUCCUUCCAGCCGGUCGUGCUGGCCAACUAAGCCUUCAUUUGUAACGAAGUAAGAAUUGCUGUGGGAGGAGGUGGGUUUGGACAAUGACGCUCCAGAUAUUUUCAGUUUUUCUAACAAAAAUUGUUCUAAUAAAAGUUAAGAAUUAGUUUUACUACAAAGACUUAAAAUACCACGUCCACUGAAUAAUUCAUGUGAUUGUGUUUUGUUCCUCUGUCCCCCCCCCCCUCCUUCCCUCCCCUCCAACCCCAGCCUGCCCUUUUGUCCGUUGCUGUUACUCAUCACGUUCUGUGUGUUGGCUUUGAUGACAGGUGUGGGUGUGGGGGGGCGGGGGUGUGAGUUCCUUUCUACCUUGAGUUGUUGCCAAUCUCUUUGUAUAUUAUUUUUGCAUUGAAUGUUAAUGUGAGGGACUUAUUUCUUUUUUCUUCUUUUUCUUUCUUGACUUGUAGUUUAAUGGACCCGGCUCUAGUACAGCUCCGUUUUUUUUGCACUGCAGUGUCAUGCUGUGAAAAAGGACCUCGCCAAGUCCUGCAGGGAACAACGGCUGUGGAAAGCUCAGCACUUUGCUCUGCAAUCUGCUCUGCCCUACUUGCUACAAAUACAGAGGGAGGGGGGGGGGCUCUCCUGUCUCUGUGUGUGUAGUCCUGUUCUGUAUUGUUGUGGCGCCGCGUGAUGGAGAGACCCAUUGUUUGUACGGUGGGCCCCGUUACCCCUCGAAACUCACUCAUACGCGGGCCCAAUUUGACUUUGUCGCCGGGCGUGUAUUGGAAGCGGUUUACAGUCAGCUGGGAUGGGUACAUGACGUGGGUUUUAAAAUGAAGUGAGAGCAGCGGAGUGAGCAGGACGGGAGCGUCGGGGGUGUUAGGGGAGGGAUGUAGUAGAAUGUAUUGGAUCUGUCAGGGGAAACUGCAGCUGGGAAGGUCAGGGAAACCUUGAAUGUGAAAAGCAAGUCAAUCGUUGGCAUUUUAAGACCAUAACAAUGCGCCGAUACCUCAGUUACACACACUGGGAUCCGAGUUAUAGUUCCGUACGUGUAUUUUAAAAGGGCCGACGUGCACACACAUUCGCAGAAAUGCGUGUGCACGCGCACCCAAUUCCAGUCAUCAGCGUGUGAAGGUGAAUUGGCGUAGGGGGAUGCAGCAGCAGGGAUUGCGAUAUAUGGCUUGGCAUGACUUUGACUAUGAAGGAGAGGUUUUCCUCUGCACGGAGAGGAGAGAGGGAGAUGGGAGAAAAGGGAAGAAGGAAAGGAGAGAGAGAGAGAGAGAGAGAGAGAGAGAGAGAGGCAGCUAGAGGGUUCUGUUGCCUCUUGUGUCGUCCUGGCUGUAUUGGCGUCGAGAGCGACCCUUUAAAACCCGGAACACGUUUCUGGUGAGCUUAAAUGGAAUUGAAGCAAAAGGCUCGCACUAUUCUCUUCCUCCUCCUUGAAAUUCUUCAGUGAUCUCUUCUCCUCCUGGCUGUGUAACAAAGAAACCCCCCACCCCCCCCCACCCCCAGAAUCCUACAUUUCAGGUCUCUCUUUCUACCCAGUUCUGCAGACAAAAAGAUACAAAAAUGAAUGUUCUUCAGCGGUCUGUGGCUCUUGUCGCUUUAUUGGAUAGCUUGUCAGAUCUCUGGAAGUCUGCCGCUGCUAACAGCGGUUUGUUUACCAGCCAGGUCCACGUGAUUGUUGGUUUGUCGCUACAGGGAAGGUUAGCUCUCGGCUGUUCAUUUGAUCCGUCCAGCACUUUAUCACUGGGCUCCUGAGGCGGCGCGUCGCCCGCAGUCACGAGCGCCGCGCCAUUCCUUUGCCCUCUGUUAGAUAAUGGCACCUUUUUAUUCAGCUUGUCAUGAAAAGAUGGAGCUUGAUUUUUCUAUUCAAAAACGCAUCAUGCUGGUGAGGAGAUGCUGUCAACCCAAGUCCAUUUAUUUGAAUGUUUUGUAUAAGAUGACCCAAGGACCCUUGACUUGUGCUCACGCUGGUUUUGCAAUGUGACAGCUUGUCAUACGCAUGCACGUUUUUAUUUCUUUUCAAGGGAAUGGGGUGGGGAGGCACACUUCUCGGCAAACGUUAUUGAUCGUUAAGGGAAAGAUGCAUUUAUAAUUUUCUUUUUUUUUUAAUUUAUUUCACAAUAUUUCUAUAUUUUUGUUUUUGCAGAAUUAUCACUGACAUUUGUACAAGUAAGACAUGACAAGUCCAGGAAUAUGUAUAUACAAAGUUCUUAUGUUCAGAUUAUUUGUUUAGUUUCUUACAUGCUGAGGUUAUUUUUUCAGAAAAUAACAUGAAUAUAUGCAAACUGAGACAAAAAUGAAAAGAUGUACAGAAUAAAAGUAUUGAAUGUGUAUUGUACCUUGUACAGAAUUUGUCGAAAAAAAGAAAAAAAAAAAAAAGACGGGUAAAUGUAUUCAUUCUUCAAGUUUGGAUUUGAAGUUUAAGAUGUGAAUGUUUACAGUGGGUGUGUGUGGGAAAAGAUGGCUGAUAUCACUUUCUUUGCUGUGCUCCCAGGGCAGUCUGACAGCACUACUCCCAUAGGCAGUACAUUUAAACCAAAAAUCUCCACAUUUCACAUUCAUGCAUCCAUUUUCCUUUUUUAAUGUGAAUUAAUUGCAUUUUGUGGUCACCCUGCCUAUUUUAUUUUAUGUUUUUCCCCUUGAAAGUGUCCACCGAUAUCUUUCCUUUUUCCCCGUCUUUAUUUAAACAUUUCACAUCAACCCUAACAUUCCUGUUUUCCCCCGUGUGCUACUACAGUACGUAAAGCCAGAUAUAAUCAGAUUUAAAUGAACAAAAUGUCUUUUAACCUCCCUUAUAUUAUAUAUCCCAUAACAUUUCUUGUUAUUCAUUAAAUUUUUUAAGUGGGUUCUCUUCUCCCCAUCAGCCCGGUCCUUUGGUCCUGAUACUAUAGCCAUAUCCCAGACUGUCUUUGCUUACACAGAUGCUCACCCUUCUCCAGUGCAAUGUAAUGCCAUAAUUUAAAUUACCCUGAAGGAUUCAAGGGGUUUCUACCUCUCUGCACCUGGGGGGGGGGAAAUCCAGUAUAUCUCCUCCAUAGGAAGCGGUGUUACGGCAGGUUCGGGAGGAUGAAGGAAAUGAAUGUGCUGUGAAUGUUUGUCAGUCAACCCUGGUUGUGAUGGCCUGCGGGAAAUAAAUGAGGAAACUGAUUUUUUUUAUUUAAUUGUUUUGUCUUAAAGAGUCGUGGAGAGUUUUUUAUUUAUUUUUUUUGCAUGCAUGUCCAAAACUACUCCCUUUUUUUUUUUCUCCUUCUUCUCUUCUUUUCCAUAUUUGUCAGAUUAUUCAGAGCAAACGAGGUGUGUCCUUUACGUACAAAUCUGGCUCUUGAGGUGAGCGAUCCUCCCAUCUGAAAGCUGGUUUGUGUUCUACACCUGAACAGAAAGCCGUUCCAGUAGAUGGGGGGGGGGGGUCAAACCCAGCAAAUGAACUCCAAACGCAGGCUGUUCUACAACCGGGGUUGAACAUUAAUGAAGAGGAAAAAAAACCAAGAAUUUUGUAUUCUGAUGUCCUUUUGCUUAUAUAUCGAUGUGUGCGUCUUAUUUUGCACUUUGGGAUAUUUCAUUGUCAUAAAAGAAGUUUAUUUUCUAUGUCAAAUUUAACAUUUAAGAGUAAAAUAAAUAUAAUUAAAAGUUCAGAUGAUGUAUAAAUAUAGUGCUUUCUUUCCUGCCUGUAUUUUAUUAUUUUUUUUCCUAUUUUGUAUCUGAUCUGUACACCCUGUAGAUGUGUAAUGAAUCUUUCACUACUGAAAUGCAAUGACCUGUUUUCUGUGCUGCCCCUUGGGAAUGGGGAGUUACUACUGCAGUUUCUUAUUGUAUCAGAUUCUUUUUUAAGUUUGUAAUAAAAAAAAAAACAGAUUGGCAAAAACAAGCAUGGGAAAAUAA
Perca fluviatilis (European perch) is the source of this 5658-nucleotide messenger RNA. RefSeq names its product protein Tob2. The coding region runs from base 613 to 1824 and encodes 403 amino acids. Gene Ontology annotation, molecular function: transcription corepressor activity. NCBI's taxonomy places the organism in Eukaryota, Metazoa, Chordata, Actinopteri, Perciformes, Percidae. The transcript has 2 exons. The record is from RefSeq and is a predicted model, not a curated record. Gene Ontology annotation, biological process: regulation of gene expression. Gene Ontology annotation, cellular component: cytoplasm; nucleus.